This is a messenger RNA of Lachancea mirantina, 1005 nucleotides long. The record is from the annotation of a GenBank genome assembly. Lineage: Eukaryota; Fungi; Ascomycota; Saccharomycetes; Saccharomycetales; Saccharomycetaceae.
AUGUUCAGGCGCUUUCCGCACCGAUUCUUGGCCAGAUGCUACGGAACAGGUCCUAUCUACGGGAACCACAAUAACAACUUCCGCACUACGACGCGGCAGGGAGCUUACGGGAGCACAGAAGUGCUGAACAACGACCUCUUGUCGACUUCGAUCCCCACCGUGCCCCUCGAAUUCGAAGUGAUCAACGAGCACACGUGCCCAUGGACUAGACGACACCCGGUGAUCAUUUUACACGGGCUAUUUGGCAAUCGAGCCAAUAAUAGGACCAUCGCACGGUACUUGAACGAGCAAUUGGAACGGGACGUCUACCUGCCGGACCUACGCAACCAUGGACUGUCGCAGCACAUCGGGCGGCACGACUACCCGUCGAUGGCUGCCGACGUAGAGCGGUUUAUCGCAGAAAAGAUGCCCGAGGACGACGUGAAGCCGAUCAUCGUUGGCCACUCGAUGGGCGCGAAAGUCGCGAUGAGCGUGGUCCUGCGAAAACCAGAGCUGUGUUCGAUGCUCGUGAGCAUCGACAACGCGCCGGUCGCAACGGCUCCGACGACCGCAUUCCCCAGGUACGUGCGCAAACUGCUCGAGAUCAUCGCGUCGCCCAAGGUGCAGACACUGCGCGACGCAGAGAUGUCGCUGCGCGAGAUCGAGCCCAGCCCCGUAAUCCGGCAGUUCCUACUGACGAUUCUCCAGCGCUGCAAGGACGAGAAAACCGGCGAGACCCGGUUUCGGUCGCGGAUCCCGCUGGGAAUCUUGAACGACGCCAUUGUCAAGGGGAAUAUCGCCAACUGGGAGUUCAAUCCCUGGGUCCACCGGUGGGAAGGUCCUGCGCUGUUCAUCCGGGGCACGCGGUCGCAUUACAUUGCAGACGAGUUCCUCGCGGACAUCGGCCGGUUCUUCCCGCGGUUCGAGGUCGAGGACAUCGACGCAACCCACUGGGUGAACACGGAGCGGCCCAAGGACUGCAGCGACCUGAUCGCACGGUUUGUCGAGAGACAUGAGGACGAGUAG